AUGUUUGGUGUACCAUCGUUUGGUUCAACAUUUGGAGGUGGCUCAUCAGUGUUUGGUGGAGGAGUUGGUGCUACGACACAAAGUUCAGCAUUUGGAUCAACAAGUUCAGCACCUGCAUUUGGUACUCCUACAGCAUUUGGUCAACAGCAACAACAACAACAGCAACAAUCUAAUCCAGCUGGUAGUGUGUUUGGCUCGAGCUCACCUGCUACCUCUGGAGGCAGUGUGUUUGGAUCGUCUUCAGCUCCAGCAUUUGGUGGUGGCGGUGCAUUUGGUUCAACAUCAGCGUUUGGCACACCAAGUACAUCAAACCCAACGGGCAGCGCAUUUGGCUCGUCAACACCAGCAUCAGCCUUUGGCGCGACAUCAGCCUUUGGUGCAGUAAGCACAUCGAACCCAACAGGCAGUGCGUUUGGAGGCUUUGGAUCGACACCAGCAUUUGGAUCGACUACAUCAGCGUUUGGCACACCAAGCACAUCAAACCCAACAGGUAGCGCAUUUGGCUCGUCGACCCCAACAUCAGCCUUUGGCUCAACCAGCGCGUUUGGCUCGACAACACCUUCGACUGGCGCGUUUGGUGCGUCCAACCCAACAGGCAGUGCAUUUGGCUCAACAGCACCCUCAGCCUUUGGUGCGACCUCUGCAUUUGGUGCGUCUAACCCAACGGGCAGCGCAUUUGGCUCGACUGCAACACCAUCUGCCUUUGGCCAAACAACGACUACACCCUCAGGCUUUGGCGCGGCCUCUGCCUUUGGACAAACAACAACUACACCCUCGGGCUUUGGCUCGACCUCAGCAUUUGGCACACCAUCAAACCCAGCCAGUGCAUUUGGAUCAACGUCAUCAGUGUUUGGAUCAAACACAAACACAACAUCCUCACCCUUUGGACAACCAACAUCCACGCCAUCAACAGGCGGUGGCUUUGGCGGUGGCUUUGGAUCAAACCCCAUCACAUCAACACCAACAGGCACAUCAUCAGUGUUUGGAUCGACCUCAUCCAACCCAACAAGCGCAACAUCAGUAUUUGGAUCGAAUCCAAUCAACAUACCAGCAUCACAAACAUCAGCAUUUGGCUCAAACACAGCAGCAGCACAACCAUCAGCAUUUGGCGGCGGUGGCUUCGGCACGCCAACAACUACCAGCAGUCCUUUUGGACAGACUACACCAGUCACAGCACAACAAUCAAACUCCAGUGUAUUUGGUGUAACCAGUCUAGAGUCGCCAUCAACACCAUUCAAAGCAUCGACCAUCACCAGCACACCAACCACGCCCACAUCACUAGCCCCCGAGUCCUUCCCAUCGCCCUCCAGUCUAGACGUAUGGACUGCCGUUGCAUUUGAGAUUGGAUCAAUUCCAGAGUUCCCUCCAGUUGCCGCCUAA
Messenger RNA from Acytostelium subglobosum LB1, 1380 nucleotides. RefSeq lists its product as hypothetical. The transcript has a single exon. The record is from RefSeq and is a predicted model, not a curated record. NCBI's taxonomy places the organism in Eukaryota, Evosea, Eumycetozoa, Acytosteliales, Acytosteliaceae. The coding region runs from base 1 to 1380 and encodes 459 amino acids.